AUGAUCUGGUGGAUCGCCAACGCUGGCCCUGCUGGGGUGCUGCUCACUCUUGGCACAAUUCGGGAUCAUGUCGCCACCAUUGCUCGCGACAUGGGUAAGCCCCCCACCUUUCGCUGCUCUGUGGGCUGGGUUCGGCGCGCUAUGCAUCACCACGGCAUCUGCUGCAGGAGUGCGCUCGGUGAAGCCGCCGAUGCGGACCACAACGCCGUGAAGACGUGUAAGGAGAAGCUCCCUCAGCUUCUCAUGCGCAUGUCCGUCACCCCGCGGAACGUCUUCAACCUGGACGAGACAGCUCUGUGGCUGUCCGUCCUGCCGCGGAAGACCUAUGGCACCGGACGUGUGGCCAGACGGAAGAACGCGAAGGAACGUCUCACCGUUGCCUUCCUUGUGAACGCCGAUGGUUCGCACGUGUUCCGCCCUCUUGUCAUCUUUAUGGCCGCCCGCCCGCAUGACUUCAGGCCGGACUAUGACCCCGAACCGCUGUGCUACUGGUGGAACAACAAGAAAGGCUGGAUGACUGCACCGCUAUUCACUCAUUUCAUUGAGCAGGUGAGCGCCGCCAUGUUUGCGGAGAAGUGCCAUAUCGUGAUUCUGCUCGACAAUGCGAGCAAUCACGUUCUUCAGAGCGAGACUGCGACAUCCGAAGACAUUUUUGGAUUUCGUACUCCUUCCAUCAGCAACGUCACUCUAGUCUAUCUCCUGCCGAAUACGACCAGCUUUACUCAGCCGCUCGAUCAGGGCAUGAUCGCCACGGUCAAGGCGCGUUACCGCGCCCACUGGCUUAAAGCGUUCACGGCCUACUGGAAGGAAAUCGGCGGCACUAGUACCGCGAUGCGGAGGUUUCGCCCGACCCUCCGAGACGUCUUGGAGUGGCUCUCCGAUGCUUGGAUGAGCAUCGGAGAGCGCACCAUCCAGCGCUGCUGGUGGCGCACGGGGUGCCUCCCCCUAUCAUGGCAGCUGGAUCUUGCGCACGUGGGCGAGCCCGGUGACGAGGGAGAAGCAGAGAUCGAGCUCGACGAGGAUAUCAGAGACGUGGGAGUGCUCAUUGAUCGCCUCGCCCUCGGCCCCAGCGCGAUGCUCGCCGCGGAGUUUGUCACCGUGGACAACUACGAGCCCACGAGCGCCGAGCCCAGUAAAGAUCCGCUGGCGACGGAGCCCGAGUCGGACACGGCGCGCUCAUCGUGGGAGGCGCCACUGGACGUGAUGGCGGUGUGCGAAGACGCGAGAUCUGCCUGCAAAAUGUUGAUCGGCUACGCGACGUUUGCACUCUAUUUGACAUCCGUAACCCGGUUAUCAUAG
Molecule: messenger RNA, 1299 nt
Organism: Closterium sp. Yama58-4
Lineage: Eukaryota; Viridiplantae; Streptophyta; Zygnematophyceae; Desmidiales; Closteriaceae
Source: the annotation of a GenBank genome assembly